Molecule: messenger RNA, 2746 nt
Organism: Salpingoeca rosetta
Lineage: Eukaryota; Choanoflagellata; Craspedida; Salpingoecidae
Exons: 11
Coding region: 59-2575 (838 amino acids)
Biological process (GO): signal transduction
Source: RefSeq, a predicted model, not a curated record
GCGAACCGCGAAAAAUUCAAAACCCCCUACAACCAACCAAACAACAACUACCAACGAGAUGGACGAGGAACGGCAACAGGGUGGUGGAGGGAGCUUGUUGGCCAGCUUUGAUCGGCUGGCGGAGCAGCAGCUCGCCCUUCUCGAUGAUGCACACCAACAAGGCCAGCGGUACCACAGAGUGCUCAAGAAGCUCGGCGUCAACGACCGGAAGACGGUGCCGGAGUUCUUUGAGCAGAUUGAUGACAUGCAGGAAGAGGUGCGGCAGUCAGAAGGCCGCGUGAACGACCUGGAGCGGGUGGCCGCCGAGCUGCAGGCCGAGGCCGCAGCGCUCAUGGAAGGAAUCGGGCAGGAGCAGAUCAAGCGCCAAACCGCAGAAGCCGAGUUUGAGGAGGCCUGGGAUAUCAUGCAGGACGUGUAUCAGCUCAUCUGCGAGAGCGGCGACGACACCAUGGCCGUGUCCAUCAACCCAGCAGAGCUGAGCAAGAGUAUGCGCAGGCUGUCCGCCACACGGCGCUCCGUCCUGCACCGCCGCGAAACGCUCGAUCCCCAGUCGUCCCCGUGCCCAAGGCCACCAGAGAGCCCGCUGCCACUGCUCAAGCGGCGCCAGGUCCGCCGCAGCCAGCACGGUACGGAGGUGCGGCUGCCCAAGCUCAUCGUGGAAGAGGACAACGAGGGCGAGGAGGAGCAGCAUGCAGAGAUGGCCAGCGAUUCCGAUGUCACGGAGGACGAGGAAGACAGUAGCACAAACACAAGCACCAGCGACGGCACAGACACGACUGACAUCACGGACACAAGCGUCACCACAGAUAGCAGCGACAGUAGCGGCGUGACAGCAGCAACUGCCACGACCGCAACAACCGCAACCACCACAAGUUCCGCAACCACAAGCAGCAGCAGUGGAAGCAGCAGCAGCGGAAGCAGCCGCACGACUGCCAGCAGCACAGACUUUGAGGACAAGGAUGUUCUGUUGGACGAGCCAUCCCAGCGCAUCAAGGCGUGGUUGGAGACAAGCGUCAUCAUCGAAGAUGGAUCGCUCUCGGGCUUUGACGAGGAUGACGUGGUCACCGACGACGACAACGAUGAUGAUGAUGAUGACGACGAUGAAGAAGAUGUGGAGGAUGUUGUGGACGACGAUGAUGGUCACGAUGGGCACACGAGCGUUUCGACUGGAUAUGACCUCGAGAGCGAGGGUGCGUCCAGCAACGGAGAUGGCAAGUACCACCCGGCACCGGGCCCGUCUGCUUCGUCUCGUCGCCGUUCGGACUGGUUUGAUGUGUACGGCGGCGUUGUGCCGGCACGCGGUCCCCCAUCUGCGAGCUCUUCUGAACCCGCUGCGGACGCGAAGCCAAACACAGUUCACUUCCACCCUUCCACCAAGACCAGCGAGCAAAGCCCGGCCAACACCAAGCCAAAACACCGCACCAGCACUGGCGGUAAAGGCAACAAGAUGGACGUGAGCGAGGACACGGCUGAUCCAGAGAACGUGUCCAUUGAGCUUGGCUCUCCACCGCAGGCAUCGGCUGUACAGCGCCGUCACAUGCAGCCAGACUGCGUUGAGGAUGUGUACAAGGGCAAGACGGGCCGUCGCAUCCGUGAACAUGAUCUUGACAAGUACUCGAGUGCCACGCGCACGUUUACCUGCAGGCACUGCUCCACCCGCAUCCGCCGUGGAGAGAAGCAUCAGCGGUGCUGGCAGUGCACCCAGCACUUUCACGAUCGCUGCGCAACCGAAGGCAUCCCGGCCAUGUGCGAGCCACCACCAUUCUUUGCCAGCGACGGCAAGAAGCGCAAGCCCGUUCGCCCAGGCUUCAACCUGCAGAACGACGUGUUCCAAGAGGCUCUCAAGUCCAACUGCUACACCCUUGUGCCACGCAUUGUUGAGGACUGCGUGCGGCAACUCGACCGUCGUGGGCCCAUGUCGCAGGGGAUUUAUCGCAUUCCGGGCACAAAGUCAAACGUGGACCGACUGUGGGACGGCUUUUUCAAGGACGAACGCCCGCCAUCCCUCUACACACACGCAGACAUCAAUGACGUUGCAAGUUUGUUGAAGCUGUACUUGCGCGGCCUUGACGAGCCGCUGCUGACCUUCGACCUCUACCCUGUCUUUGCUGUCGCCGUCAAGGAUGAGAAAAACCGAAAGAACAAGGUCAUCUUUGCCGACUUGUGCAAGGUUGUGCAGGAGCUUCCGCCCAUCAACUUCUUCACGCUUCACUUUAUCAUUCGACACCUCAAGCGACUGUCCAAGCAUUCUGAACGCACGAGCAUGACGCUUGAAAACCUUGCUGUCUGCUUUGGCCCGAGCAUCAUGUGGCCGCGCCAGCAGUCCAUUUCGGCCAUUGCUGUCAGCAACAAGGUCGCCGAGUAUCUCAUCCGCAUGCCAAGCAAGAAGUGGGACGCCACCCAGCAGGAGUUCCUGCAACGCUCCAACCUGAUCACAGACGUGAGUGUGGAUGGGAAGAAACUGAAGAAGCAGCAGCAGGCGUCCAUGAAGAAGAGGAAGAAGGAGGCGAAGAAGAACGUCAGGAACCCAGCCGGCAGCCUGCGCAGUCGCGGCUCAAGCAUCAAGAUGCUCUGAUCAAACCUUGCGCACACACACGCACGCACAAUGCUGGUUGUGGACUUCCUUGCGGACUGCCUCUACUGUUCUCUUGCCUUAUGUUAUUGUUGAUAUGUUGAGGUGUGCGUGGAGGAGAGUGGGAGAGGGGACAGACAGCCAGUGAGCCUGCUAUAGACGCGCACAAAGAGC